This is a messenger RNA of Anisakis simplex (herring worm), 2201 nucleotides long. The record is from the annotation of a GenBank genome assembly. Lineage: Eukaryota; Metazoa; Nematoda; Chromadorea; Rhabditida; Anisakidae.
AUGGCGUUCUGUCCCUCGUUUUCUGAGGACUAUAUUUGUGGUAUUGGCGGUACUUACUUGAAUCAACCAAAUCAAAUUGCUGUUCCUGCAAUCGUUAAUCAGGGGGAUGAUCGAAGAAGAAAUAACGAUAAUGCGAUAGCAGACUUUGAUCAAGUUGAUGAUGUGAAACAAAGGUUUAAUGAUGCGAAUGAUGCUCAAGAUAAACCAGCAAUGCCUGCAGAAGCACCUCGACUAGCUAAUUUGCGACCUCCUCAUUAUCCUCGUUUUAAAGGACCUCAAAAUGACAGGCAACGAGAGGUGGUUGAUGCCUUCAAGCAUGCAUGGAAGGGAUAUAAAGAGUAUGCUUGGGGUCAUGACACUCUCAAACCAAUCUCGAAGGGAUAUUCAGAUUGGUUCGGAGUGGGACUGACAAUCAUCGAUUCACUUGAUACCAUGCUGAUCAUGGGACUUGAUCACGAAUUUGAUGAGGCACGAACUUGGGUAGCAGAAAGUUUAACGUUUGAUCGACCAGUAUUUGUAAAUUUUUUCGAGAUGACCAUUCGUGUGCUGGGUGGUCUUCUGAGUGCGUUCCAUUUGACGAAUGACAAAUUAUUCAUGGAAAAGGCAAACGAUGUUGGUACAAGAUUAACCGCUGCGUAUUCAUCUUCAUCGGCUGUUCCUUACAGUGAUGUGCAUCUUCAGUCAAAGUCUGCAAAACAACCGUCUUGGGGUGGUGAGAGUUCAUUGUCGGAAGUGACGAGUGUGCAGCUGGAAUUUCGUGAUUUGUCUAGAGUUAUCAAGAAUUCUUCUUUUGAGGAUUUGUCGUUUUCCACCUCAAAACAUAUACAUGAUAUUGGUUGUGAGAAAUAUGAUGGCCUUUGUCCUAUGUUUAUGAAUCCGAGUACAGGAAGUUUCCGCGAUUCUACAAUAACAAUGGGUGCUCGUGCUGACAGCUUCUAUGAAUACCUCUUGAAGCAGUGGUUGCAGACUGGGAAGACUAUUGACUGGUUACGCGACGAUUACAACAAAACGAUGCAGUCGAUGACAGAACGACUUGUUGGUGUGUCUGAACCUAAUAAACUAACAUUUGUUGGCGAAAUUCUUGCAGGCGGUGUUUAUUCACCUAAAAUGGAUCAUUUGGUUUGCUUUGUGGCUGGGUCGUUAGCGCUUGGUGCACUCAAUGGAAUGCCGAAAUCACAUCUCGGUUUGGCCAAGAAGAUAGGUGAAGGAUGUCAUCGAAUGUACGAAACGUCUACUGGACUAGGACCGGAGAUCAUUUAUUUUCAUCAACAACCAGGUGCCAAAGGUGAUAUUUCAAUCAAGCCGUCAGAUGCGCACUGCUUGCUGAGACCGGAAGCAAUCGAAGCAUGGUUUUAUCUUUAUCGAGCCACGGGCGAUAAAAUGUAUCAAGAAUGGGGAUGGGCGGCGUUUGAAGCGAUCAAAAAGCACGCCUGGGUUGAACACGGUUUCUCGUCUGUUGUCAACGUUAAACGGAUACCAGUUUCAUACAGGGAUGUGAUGGAAUCAUUUUUCUUGGCCGAAACACUUAAAUAUCUGUAUUUGUUAUUGGCAGAUGAUCAGUCGGAGAUUCCUCUCGACCAAUACGUUUUUAAUACUGAAGGACAUCCGCUUCCUAUUUAUGACCAUUAGAAAAUGGUGAAUUCCUAUCAUUCAAGUUGAUUUUCCAGUGUUUUUGAUUCUUGCCAGAUCUACAUAUGUAUAUGUAUAUAAGGCUUAUUGUUACUAAUAAGUGAACAUUUUAGUGCUUAGAAUGCUAACUGUUGAAGUAAAUAAAUGGUUAUUUGUGAUUUUUUAUGUUCACUUGAUUUUAUUGCACCAAUAGAAAUGCUUUAUUUUGAAACUAUGGUUCAUUCAGAUUGUGUUAGUUUGGAUUGAGUUUUGGUUUUAUUGAUUCUUCGGUUGCGCCUAACGGUACUCUAGAAAUGAUACGGGCGAAAUUGACGGUAACUCUGAUGAUUUGCUCAUAUGCGUGUUUGCUGUUUCGAAGUGAUGUUGUAAGCGUUAUUGUAUCGAUGAGUGUUUAUUACUUUUGUGUCGUCGUUUCUCGUUUAGUCAUAACAUUACUUGCGUUGAGAUCAUGCAGACGAUAUUUUUCGAUUCUGUUACGGUCAGAUGUCAUCGAAUGAUGUUUUGUUGAUGUGUCAGAACCCAAAAUGAGCAGCUUAACGUAAGAUUGUCAUCGUCCUGUUGAAUAUUCGAUC